This is a messenger RNA of Gossypium raimondii (Peruvian cotton), 2164 nucleotides long. RefSeq names its product protein ALP1-like. Lineage: Eukaryota; Viridiplantae; Streptophyta; Magnoliopsida; Malvales; Malvaceae. The transcript is spliced from 3 exons. The coding region runs from base 224 to 832 and encodes 202 amino acids. The record is from RefSeq and is a predicted model, not a curated record.
AAAGGCAAAGCCAAUUGCAGCUAAUUCUACAGACCCAAUGUGGAAAUAGUUCAAGAUAUUGGAGUGAGUUCUAUAUAUAGCUUGUACAUAAUUUAGUUGAUUUAGAUUUAAAUAUAAUAUCCUAACUCAAGGUUUUAUACAUGUGAUGUAGAAUUGCUUAGGUGCUUUAGAUGGAACCCACAUCAAGAUUAGGGUUCCAACAGUUGAUAAACCUAGAUAUCGAAUGCGAAAAGGUGACAUAGCAACAAAUAUGUUAGAUGUUUGUACACCUGAUAUGUAUUUUAUUUAUGUUCUUCCUGGUUGGGAAGGUUCUGUUGCUGAUGGACGGGUUCUUCGAGAUGCCAUUAGUAAGAGACAUGGACUAAAAGUUCCUCAUGGUUGUUAUUAUCUAGUUGAUGCUGGAUACACAAAUUGUGAGGGAUUUCUUGCACCUUUUAGAGGACAAAGAUAUCAUUUGAAUGAGUGGCGUCAGGGUUACCAGCCAAGUACUCCUGAAGAAUUUUUCAAUAUGAAACAUGCUUCAGCGCGUAAUGUUAUUGAGAGAUGCUUUGGGUUAUUAAAACUUAGAUGGGGAAUACUUAGGAGUCCAUCAUUCUAUCCUGUGAGGGUGCACAAUAGAAUCAUUAUUGCAUGUUAUUUGCUCCAUAAUUUUAUUCGAACUUAUAUGAGUCUUGAUCCUAUUGAAGCGGAGUUGGGAGAAGGAUUACCUAAUAAUGUGAUAGAUGACGAUGAACUGAAUAUCGUAAAUAUUCAUCCAUCGGAUGCAUGGGCUACUUGGAGGAUGGAACUAGCCAACCAAAUGUUCGAUGAAUGGCAAGCAUCUAGAAAUUAAUUAGGUUUAGGGUAAAAAUAGUAAACGUUAAUUUGUUUAUGUUAUUUCAUGUAUCUAGUUUAUAAAACUUUGUUGGUGUUUGAAUUGUUUUUUGUAUUGUACUAGACUUGUUAAAUUAUAAUUUAUUUUCUUUUGAUUCAUCAUGUGUUAUAAUUUUAUAAAGUGUUGACCUUUUGAUUCAUAAUAUUGAGCUUAAUUUUAAAUUAUUUUUUUUAAUAUAGUUAUGUCAGGUUUUUCACAAUCAAGUGUUUCUUCUCAAAAUUCUAGAGGAACCAAAAGGAAAUGGGUUCCAGAAGAAGAUGUUGCGUUAGUUUCCUGUAUGGUCGACUUGCACAAUGUUGGAACCUUUAAUGCUGAUACGAGAUUCAAAGCCGGUUAUUUAAAUGAGUUGGAAAAAAUGUUAGAAAAAGUUUUACCCUAUGCUAUGUUGAAGGCUAAACCUAAUCUUGAAUCGAGAAUUAGGACAUUGAAAAGAGAUUGGUCAAUUGUUUAUGACAUGCUUAAUGGAAAAAACAAUAGCGGUUUUGGUUGGGAUGAGCAUAGGCACCUUGUUGUUGCUGAAGAUGCGGUGUGGAACUCAUAUAUAAAUGGUUAUAAAGAAGCCGGUUAAUUCAAACAUCGCAGUUUCCUUUAUUAUGACCAACUUAUUGCCAUCUACGCAAAAGAUCGAGCCACUGGGAAAGAUGCUCAAACAACCGCUGAUAUUAUUGAAGAAAUAGAUGUUGAGGAUGUAGCUAUUACAAAGAUUCAUGAAGAAAGAAACGAUUUCUAUGGAUGCAAAGCUGAUGUUUCUUUGGAUGACAUGGAUGUUUUAGCUGCACAAUCGCAACCAGCUAGAAACCAAGGUGAUUCCACAUUUUCAAAGAAGAAAAAAAAAGAUUUUUGAUGCAAGUGAUCAUAUUUUUUCUACUUCAUUUCAUGAUGCUGUCACUUUAUUGGUGGAAAACAUAUGGACCGUUGGCGUUGAAAUCAGUAGGAGUAUUGCCUCCGAAGUGCUAAUUCAACAAAAGUAAAAAAUGACCAUUCAAGAAAGAGCUCUAAAUUUAUAUCCAACAUUAUGUGAAGUGGAAGGUUUAACUGAGGAUGAGUGUUAUCGCGCAUUGAGCAAAAUUCUAGAUCAUCCAACGCAAAUGCUCAUUUUCUUUAGUUUACCUUCUUCUGUGCGUUUGGAAUGGGUCAGAAGAUUUCUUGCUGACAAUUAAAAUCAUGGUUGUGUUGAUGAUAUUUUGGUAACUUUUUGUGUUUAUAAUAUUUUGAUGGUAUAAUGACAUGAUAGAAUGUCAUUACAAUGUUGUAACUUUUUGAUGUUGUAAAAUUUUAUAACAUAUGGAU